UUAUGGAUUGAAAGAGGAGGAUGGAGAGAUGACUGUUAUAUCGAAAAAAGAGGAGGAAGAAGAGGAGGAAACUGGAUAUCUGGGCCCGGUUUCCCAAACGCAUCUUAAAGCAUCCAAUGGUUCUAAUGAUGAAUUUAGCCAUAAGAUGGUUUUGAGAAACCGUUCCCUGAUUAACACUCGUGAGAGAUGUGACAAUCGUGGAUCCUCUGUGGAGCCUCAACAACAUCAUGAUGCUGAAGAGGCAGAGAAGAGUCCCUUCAGAUCAGAACAUGAGAAACACCAGCAGAGACCCACAGAGAAGAAAUCUAACUGCUGCUCUGACUGUGGGAAAAGAUUCAACUCUUCAGUAAAACUUCAAAUACACCAGAGAACACACAAAGGAGAGAAAUCUUUUAGCUGUGAUCAAUGUGGGAAGAGUUUUACUACAUCUGGCUCUCUGACUUUACACCAGAGAACACACAAAGGAGAGAAACCUUAUAGCUGUGAUCAAUGUGGGAAGAGUUUUACUACAUCUGGCUCUCUGACUUUACACCAGAGAACACACACAGGAGAGAAACCUUAUAGCUGUGAUCAAUGUGGGAAGAGUUUUACUACAUCUGGCUCUCUGACUUUACACCAGAGAACACACACAGGAGAGAAACCUUAUAGCUGUGAUCAAUGUGGGAAGGGUUUUACUACAUCUUGCCAGCUGACUAUACACCAGAGAAUACACACAGGAGAGAAACCUUAUAGCUGUGAUCAAUGUGGGAAGAGUUUUACCACAUCUGGUCAUCUGACUUUACACCGGAGAACACACACAGGAGAGAAACCUUAUAGCUGUGGACAAUGUGGGAAGAGUUUUGGUCAAUCUAGCCAGCUGACAUUACACCAGAGAACACACACAGGAGAGAAACCUUAUAGCUGUGGACAAUGUGGGAAGAGUUUUGGUCAAUCUGUUAAUCUGAAAGUGCACCAGAGAAGACACACAGGAGAGAAACUCUACAGUUGUGAUCAAUGUGGGAAGAGUUUUGUUACAUCUGACCAGCUGACUUUACACCAGAGAAUACACACAGGAGAGAAACCUUAUAGCUGUGAUCAAUGUGGGAAGAGUUUUACUACAUCUGGCUCUCUGACUUUACACCGGAGAACACACACAGGAGAGAAACCUUAUAGCUGUGGGCAAUGUGGGAAGAGUUUUGGUCAAUCUAGCCAGCUGACAUUACACCAGAGAAUACACACAGGAGAGAAACCUUUUACCUGUGGUCAAUGUGGGAAGAGUUUUUGUCAAUCUAGCAAUCUGACAGUGCACCAGAGAAGACACACAGGAGAGAAAUCCUAUAGUUGUGAUCAUUGUGGGAAGAGUUUUGUCAAAUCUGACCAGCUGACAGUACACCAGAGAAUACACACAGGAGAGAAACCCUAUAGCUGUGAUCAAUGUGGGAAGAGUUUUACUACAUCUGGCUCUCUGACUGUACACCAGAGAACACACACAGGAGAGAAACCUUAUAGCUGUGGGCAAUGUGGGAAGAGUUUUGGUCAAUAUAGCCAGCUGACAUUACACCAGAGAACACACACAGGAGAUAAACCUUAUAGCUGUGGUCAAUGUGGAAAGAGUUUUGGUCAAUCUAGCAAUCUGACAGUGCACCAGAGAAGACACACAGGAGAGAAACCUUCUAGCUCUGAUCAAUGUGGGAAGACUUUUCCUACAUCUAGCCAACUGACUGUAUACCAGAGAACACACACAGGGCAGAAAUCUUAUAGCUGUGAUCAAUGUGGGAAGAGAUACUCUGGUAAAAUAUCUCUGAUCAAACAUCAGAAAAUACAUGAAGGAGUUGUUUCAUGAUAUCAAUGAAAUAAUGUCACAAUGUAGAUUAUUUUAACAGUAGUAUUUUAAUAAAUGUCAAUGUAGAACCCUAAAUGUUUGCCCCCUGUUCAAUUGAUUUUAGCCUCAUAAUCCAGGCUCUGAAUUGAAAGAGUUACUAUUUAUGUGAUUGAACAAAAAGUGACUAACAAAAAAGAGUUUGUUACACUUACCACGUUGGUGACCCACUUCAAUCAAAAUGCAACACUUCAAAAUGAAUCACAAUGUAGCUAGCAGUUUACCACGUUGGUGACCCACUGGAAUCGCAAUGAAACACUCCAAAAUGUUUAGGUUUUCAAUAUAUCCCAAACUGUUUCUGCAUAUUGGUUAUUGAUUUGGACACGCCAAAACUGUGUUUUGACAUUGCUCUAUUCCCAUUUAGCAAAAUGUCAUUCAAAAGACGUUGAAAAUAAGACUAUGCCCGACAUCCAAUAUAUGUUCGGUUGUAGUUGAAAGUGAAAGUUGAAAAGAUGUAUUUUCGGGUCGUUUUUUCAAUGACUUGAAAACAGCUUAAUUUCAAAGUACUUGCAGCCUAUACACCUAUAAUCAAUUUUAUUAACAAUCUUACACCACCCUAGAAUUUCUUGACAACAUUCAAGUGCUAAUUGUCUUUAUUCCAAUACUGAAGAAGCAUGAUUCAAAUCACCUCAUAUUUCAAACAUCCAGUCUGAUGGAUUAUUUAUUGGAU
Oncorhynchus kisutch (coho salmon) is the source of this 2528-nucleotide messenger RNA. Its product is annotated as zinc finger protein 271-like. Lineage: Eukaryota; Metazoa; Chordata; Actinopteri; Salmoniformes; Salmonidae. The transcript is spliced from 2 exons. The coding region runs from base 29 to 1822 and encodes 597 amino acids. The record is from RefSeq and is a predicted model, not a curated record.